Fusarium vanettenii 77-13-4 is the source of this 963-nucleotide messenger RNA. RefSeq lists its product as uncharacterized. Gene Ontology annotation, molecular function: oxidoreductase activity, acting on NAD(P)H. The transcript has 4 exons. Lineage: Eukaryota; Fungi; Ascomycota; Sordariomycetes; Hypocreales; Nectriaceae. The record is from RefSeq and is a predicted model, not a curated record. The annotation marks the transcript as partial.
GCAGCCUGGCUUCCAGGCGUUGGGAAGCCGUUAGAAGUUCGUCCCGCAGAAACCCCUGUCCCAGACAAAGGCGAACUGUUGGUUGAGGUGAAGGCUGUUGCUGUCCAGCCAGCAGAGUACAAGAUCCAGGAAGGCCUCCUCCCGUUUCCGCUGAAAUACCCUACAAUCAUUGGACUAUCAUUUUCAGGUAUAGUCGUCAAAGUUGGUUCCACUGUAACCAGAUUCAAAAUCGGCGACCGCGUUGUCACAAACAGCGCUGGAACAAUCCGGAAUGACUCAAGAUUUGGGGCUUAUCAAAGGUACGCCCUGACCACGCAAGAGCUAACAGCCAAGGUAAGCAACUCUCAUCAACCUUUCGAGGCCUCGGCCUCGGUCUCCAAUCUCUAUGGUGCUGCCAGCGCCCUGUUCCUCCAUCUUCAACUUGAAAAGCCAUCGGAGGAGCCCAAGUCUGGCAACAAGGCCGAGAAAAUCCUCAUCUGGGGCGCCUCAUCGUCUUUUGGAGCGUAUGCAACGCAAUUGGCUGCGGAAGCUGGCUAUACCGUCGUGGGAGUUGCAUCCGCACAGAAUGCAGAACUGGUCCAAUCGUUUGGCGCCACACACUUCGUCGACCGAAAAUCGCCAGAAGUCUCGCAAGAACUGGUUGCGCUGGGACCUUUCAAGGCAGUUCUUGCAGCUGCUGACUCAGCGCGUGACCAGGUAGUGAUUGCGUGGAUUUUGGCCGCUCAAGGGGGUGGCUCGUUCUUAUCAACCAUGGGCUUGAGACAAGGCGUAACGCUUCCGCCAGGAGUAAGUGGGCAUUUUUCACAGUUCAUAGAUGACUACUUGGACCCCAAGAACCAGGAAUUUACCAAGUGGCUGUGGUGGCAGUACCUGGAGAAUGCACUGCAAUCUAGAAAGCUAAAGCUCCUUCCCGUUCGAGUUGCUGGCGGUCUAUCACAGGUGCAGGCGGCAUGGGACCUUCUC